Messenger RNA from Lodderomyces margitis, 1023 nucleotides. It is a transcript of the gene HAP2, whose product is annotated as Hap2p. The transcript has a single exon. Gene Ontology annotation, molecular function: RNA polymerase II cis-regulatory region sequence-specific DNA binding; DNA-binding transcription factor activity, RNA polymerase II-specific. The coding region runs from base 1 to 1023 and encodes 340 amino acids. Gene Ontology annotation, biological process: regulation of transcription by RNA polymerase II. NCBI's taxonomy places the organism in Eukaryota, Fungi, Ascomycota, Pichiomycetes, Serinales, Debaryomycetaceae. Gene Ontology annotation, cellular component: CCAAT-binding factor complex. The record is from RefSeq and is a predicted model, not a curated record.
AUGACUUCUUUACAAUCCUCCACGUUUUACGACCGUCAGUCUCACACCAAUGAUCCACAACAACAUCAGCAGCAACAGCAGCAACAAGCACCAUCACCACCACCACCGCAGCACCACCACCAACAACAACAACAAUCAGGAGAGGUACCGCAACAGAUACCCGCUUACUACGCGUCAUUAGAUAGUGGUGUAUCUCCAACAUCAAGUACAACAUCUUCAUAUUUCGAUAAUAUUGAAUACCUGAACCAUCCUAAUAAUGCGCACCAAGGACAAGCUCAAUAUCACCCACAACAACACAAUCACGGUCAUCAACAACGCCAACAACACCACCAGCAACUGCACCUUCAAGAUGGUUCUUCAUCGGAUUUACUUGACAACAACACAAACGCAGGAGGUGUAAUAACAACAACGACAUCGACGUCGGUAGAUGAUCCCGCAGCAGCAGCAGCAUCAUCUGAGCAACCAUUCUACGUCAAUGCCAAACAAUACCAUCGUAUAUUGAAGAGACGCAUAGCGCGAGCCAAAUUGGAAGAGAAUUUGAAGAUUGCCAGAAUAAGAAAGCCGUAUUUGCAUGAAUCAAGACACAAACAUGCAAUGAGAAGACCUCGAGGUCAAGGAGGACGGUUCUUGACUGCUAGUGAAAUUGCCGAAUUGGAAAAGAAGAAGAAGGAAGAAGAAGAGAAGGGAAAACAAGAGGAAAAACUAGUGCAAACCGAAGUGAAGCAAGAACAAGGUGAGGAAGGAGAUGGGAGUCAUGUUAAUAAUGGCGAGAUAGAGGGUGGAAAUAUCAACAAUAGUGGAGUACUGAAUGCAGCGAGUUUGAGAGAAGAUGGUGGUAAUGAUGUCAUCAACAAUAAUAAUAACAAACCAAAAUCAGGUGAUGCGACUAGUUACUUACAUGAGAAUACUGUCAGUGGUCAAAUUGAAAGUAAUGGGAUCAACUAUUCACUACCACCUGCUGCAGAGGCAACAGUUGCAACAGCAACUACAACAAGCAUGAAACCCGAACCUAGCAUAAGCUGA